Molecule: messenger RNA, 5361 nt
Organism: Ctenopharyngodon idella (grass carp)
Lineage: Eukaryota; Metazoa; Chordata; Actinopteri; Cypriniformes; Xenocyprididae
Gene: cfap61
Product: cilia and flagella associated protein 61
Molecular function (GO): oxidoreductase activity
Source: RefSeq, a predicted model, not a curated record
ACCAUGGUUACAGGACGCUUGCUGACGGUUAGCGUUAACUGCAGAUGAAAGAUUACGUGCAAUUUACUGCUUUUAAAACACUGGUUUUUAGUAUUUUCACACGAAAGAAUUAAAAUGAGCACUAUCACUUCAUCCGCUGGUAAAGUUGAAAGUGUGACUGUGAGGAGGACAGAAUGGUCAGAUGCUGAAGAGAUCGAAAAUCUGAUCAGGCCUGCAGCUGUUGCUGUGUUUGGGAGACUCAAUGUCAUCCAUCUACUUGAGAAAGCCAAUUUAGCCGUGACCCUGAGCACCGCUAAGAGUGAAGUGCUCGCCCAUGCAUCUUUCUCAGAUCACCCCACUGAAGAGCUAGUGGAUCAGGCAUGCUGGGAGAAUUUACUUCAGAGUCACGUAAAUGGCGAGAAGUUCACUCCCAUGAACACUCUUUUCCUGCGUCUAUUUGUGGCUCAGCCCGGCUUCUCCAUAGGGGGCGCUAAAGAGAUAGUGAGAACAGUUUUCAAUGCCGUUGUGGAGCUGGAACACAUCUGCCUUCUGACUCCCUACAGAGGCUCACUUGAGGCAGGACUGGAGAAGAUCUUUGAACCACUGACGCCUGUUAUGGAGGAAGUUCAGUAUUCGGCCUACGUUUGUCAUCGACACAAUCACUGCUCUCGAUUUCACAUCCGCAAAGCCAGAGUAGAGGAUCACGAUGACAUCAUGCACAUAUUUGCAGAGCAGAUCACGCCACUGGUGGAGUCCCACGGGCCGUACUUCCUGUCUGAGCUUAUCGGUCAAGACGAGGAGAACCAUGCAGCCAUCUGUGAAAGUGAAGGAGCUGUCGUUGGCUUUGUCUCUGUGAGUGGUCAAAUGGAUUUGAAGCUUCUCAAUCAGUGCUUUGAUCUUGGAGCAUUUGAAGGACUGAGAAAGACAAAUUCAGCACAUCAAGAGGAACCACCAGAGGAACCACAACUGCUGGAGGAGGAAAACCAUGUCACUGAUGCCCAGGAGUCUUCUGAAACCAAAGAACCUGUGGAAGGUGAACUGACGGCAGAGGAAAAGAGUGGAGACGAGCAUACUGACAUAUCUCAGCCAGAGUAUGUUGAGUCAAGCAUCAAAGACACAGUGGACUCCAGUGAGGACUCUGAACCAGACAGACCUCCUAAUGCAUUCUGCAUCCAGCUCUUCACCAUGGAAAAGAAGUUUGAAAUGAGAUCAGCAGAUUUCUUGCCGUACCUGUUUAAACUGUUUCCGGAUCGGGACUUCUGUGUGAUCUCAGUGCCUAAACUGACUCCAGAUUUCCCGCUGCUGCAGUCCUUCAUCAGAGUCGCCCCUCGUGACACCAGCAUCUUCCCGCAGGAACUCUACCUGUGUCACCGGUGGGGUCUGCUCAGGACAUUGGAGGUGCGUGUGGCAGUGUCAUCAGAUAUCCCAGCAAUCCAGAGUUUGACUGAGAGUCUCAGCCAGCGGGAGUCCAUCAGUGAAGAUCUGGAUCUGUUCCUGCAGGCCCGAAAAGACCCGGAUGGAACUGCUCUUCAGGCAUUUGUGGCGCAGGUCGAGGGGCGAGUUAUUGGUUUGAUAAUCAUCAGAGAUGAAGAGGACAUUGAGUUCAUCCGAGCUAACUUUGACGUCGAGAGGUUCAUGUACUUCAGCCACCACCAGCGAGAGGAGCACGGUCGACUGUGUCACUUUCUCCUCAACCCUGUUUUCCAGCAUCACGCCAAAUAUAUCUUCAAAGAGGUGCUGCGCUUGGCGCACAAGUCCUGCCUUUACUACCUUCUCCAUCCACCCCAUUAUAGCCAUAAGAAUGUCAGUUGUCACUCUCUGACAACAGUACUGAAUUUCAUGGUGCCGGUGAGCCCGAGACGACAGAUAAUCUACCCGCUGGAAGAGCUGGGUAUCAACGCACCAUCCCAGCAGAUCACCCAACAACAGGCUCAUUUUGCCCUGUACUACACAAACAGAAAACUCAUCAUGGAGCCGAAGGUCACCAUCAAUGCCAGAAUCGUGGUAGUGGGAGCAUCCGACACAGGUUUAGCUUUUCUUGAAGCACUGACAUUCAGUCCUCAUCUUCGAUUCAACAAUCUCACUCUCAUCUCCACUCAUGGGCUUCCAGAUCGCUGCUCUGAUGAUAACAUGAGAUUUCUGGCUACAAGUCACUGCUUCAGCGAUCAGGAUCAAGCCCAGCUGUCUUUGCGCUCCUGGAUCAGUGUGGUGACGGGUAAGAUGAAGGCCAUCAACCGCGAGGUCAAACACGUGGAGCUGAUGGCGAAUGGUAAAGUGAACUAUGACUAUCUGAUCCUCUGCACCGGCCUGCAGUAUCAGAUGCCCAGUCUCACCAGUAUGGACGUCAUUAACCAGACCACCAGCAAUCUACAUCAGGCCAGACACAGAUCCACAUGGCCCGUUUCAUCCAACCUCUUCACCCUCAAUGACCAGCAUGACUGCUCAAACGUCCAUCAGUGGCUCAUGGACAACUUCGUGGAACUGACAGGCGAUGCUGUGGUAUAUGGAAACACCAUAGACGUGUACACCUGUGUGGAGACGCUUAUGCGUCUUGGUGUCUGCGGCUGCCGGAUUCAUGUAGUACAUCCUCCCAAAGAUGACCCAUCUUCCUGUUUCCAUGAUGGCUCUGUGGAUCACGCAGUGAAACAGGCUCUGGAAAAGGAGGAAGUCCAAAUCCAUCAUGACUGCCUUUUGAAGCAACUCAAUGAUGGACAACACACAGAUCCGGUGACAUCGGUGUCCUUCACCACUGACGGUCCGACCCUACGACUGGAGUGUGCGGUGUUCUUCAGCUUCUCUUGUAAAACCGUCGACUGCGACGCCUUCAAGGCCAUCAAUGAUGCCUGUUUAGUGUUCGAUGGCCGUUUGGUGGUAGAUACCACCUUCCAUACCAACGACCCCUCCAUAUACGCCGCUGGCCCUUUGACCAAAUACUCCCGCCGUUACCAUGCUGACCAGUGGAGCGAUUCCUGCUUUAAUUCUAAGGAGGUGGGGCAGAGUUUGGCAUCUGUUCUCUUGCCCUUAUGUGACCCGACCCUGGAGCGUCCCGCCGGCCCACCGUCUGACCAGGAGCACCUCAUUCCACUCUACAGUCAGGCCAAGAUCCAAGGGGGAAGAUUACCAGGCGGCUACAAUUACCUCCAUGUCGCAAAACCGACAUCCAAAGGCCAUGAACCUCCAUCAGCUCAGAAAGGUCGUGACAUGGUGACGGGCCGCACUGAAACGGGGAACUACUUUCAUCUGCAUCUCAGCCAGCAUGAUGUGGUGGAGAGCAUCACGUGCCUCUCGAAGAAUGCACUUCCCGUCUCCAACCUCCUGCGUCUCUACAGGAAACACCAGCUGCUGCUGAAUCAUCUCUGCUCACGCUACCAUGAGGGUUUGGUCCAUGACAUGUACAGUUAUUUUAGAGAGAAUUGGUGCUUGGCUCUUUAUCACGACCGCUUUGCUGACUUUGAACAGGAGGUGCGCCAAAUCAUGGACUCGGCCAAACUAGAGGGUGAGAGUGGUUCGGUGUCAAUUCAAGAGGCUCUUCAGAAGAUAGUGGACGAUAAAGCAGAGUCCGAUCAGCCGACGAGUCUCAGCGAGGUGUUUCAGAAAAGCGAGGCUUAUUCUGCUCUGAGAAAGAGUGUUCUGGAUUAUCUGAAGUACAACAGAUACCAUCUGACUAUGUACGCCCGGCCGGGACUGCUGUAAUCAAUAUCCAUUUACAUUUAGGAGCAUUUAUUCACUACUUCAUCUUUUGUUUCUUUAUUUCUUUACAUUUGCUGCACCAUAUGUCACAUUGUGGGGGGUGGGGGCCAAAGAACUUGAGCAAAUAAAUACAGCUUCUUGUUUUGUCAAAUGCAAAUGUUUGGUGUGUACUGAGUGACAAUUCAUUAACAAUAUCUGAGUUUGCUCUUUCGAAUAGUCUGUGUAUGUGUUAUCCAGUAUUGGGUUGUAUAUUAUGCUGAGAUCUGAAGGCAGUGCGGCGGGGCAGAUAAGAGCAGCAGAACGAGGGUGAAGACGGAGCGCAGCAGCAGCUGUAUGAUAAUGAAUGUGGGGCAGAAAAUCACAGACGCAUGAUCCAACAGUCACACGUCGUACAGCUCAUGUAUGGGUAGAUCAGAUGUUAAACAUAACAACAAAUGAAAAUAAAACAACAGAAGGAAAUGAAAUAAAAUUAAACUAUUUCAGAUGCAACAAAUGUGUUUUUCUAAAAGCUGGGUCUUGAUUGUGAAAAAAUGCAGUAAAAAAAAAAAAACUACACAGGUUUCUCUAAAAUGCAAAUCAAGUGAAAUAGUAAAAAUGCUGGGUUGAAAAUGGACAAACCCAGCGAAUGGUUUGUUUUAUUUAACUCAACUAUUGUUUAAAAUUUACUGUAUUGCUCGCUUAAAAUGAACCCAAAAAUGGUGGAAAUUAACAUUUAUUAAUAUGUUUAAUAAAUUAACAAGUUUAAUAAAUAAUAAUUAAACAAUAAACAUUUAUUAAAUUGCUCAUUAAUAAAUGUUCCCCUUUUGAUUAUUAUUGUUGCCUCUAGUGAUUAUGUGUCUGAUAUUUCAUUUCCAACCUAUUUUGGGUUCAUUUUAAGCCAGUCAUAUAGUCAUUUUUAAUCAAUAGUUGAGUUAAAUAAAACUGCCCAGCACGUUGGCCAAACAUUUAACCCAACCGCUGGGUUAAAAUAACCCAAUAACGGGGUUGUUUUUAACCCAGCAUUUUUUAGAGUGAGAGAUAAAAUAAUAUAAAAUAAAAGGUUUGCACAUCAGAUGUCAGAUGCAACAAACGUGUUAGUCCAAGUUAGGCAAGUAAACCAUCUGGUCUUGUAUGUGGAAAUAAAAUUAAAAAAAAUCCAAAAGGUUCCUCUAAAACGCUCAUAAAGAGUUAUGAAAUCACAUACAGCACAUCAAAAGUGUUGUUCUGGAACUACAAUAACGCCAUUUAUGUGAUGCUCCUCUCGAAUCAUUGCGCUGAUGGAGAUUACGCGAAAUUCCGCUAUGACGAGACCGUUGCAUUGGAAUGACAUCAUCACACACGAGCACGAUGAUGAUGAUGAUGAUGAUGAUGAUGAUGAUGGCACGGGUGAGUUUGAGACAGGAAUGAGUCCGUUUGAACAGAAGGAUGAUGUGCGUCUGUCCACACAGCUCGCGCAAGCGUGUCUUUUGUGAUGCAAACGAGAGGAGCCUCUUUUAUGAAUUAUGUAUGCGCGCAAUGAGUGAUUAAUACGUCCCGCAUUCAACUGUCGCACAUGUCCUAAGCCUGCAGGCGUCUGAUUUAUACAUUUAAUUAGUUUCGAGACAAAUUACGCAUGGCCCUCGCAGCCCUUUUGCAACUGAUUUCAAAACAUUUGUGUUAAAACUGCGCCGAGUAUUAAAAAUUGAACAUUGCGCGAGUUCUUUGUUGCCAUUU